Messenger RNA from Symbiodinium necroappetens, 465 nucleotides. The record is from the annotation of a GenBank genome assembly. Lineage: Eukaryota; Dinophyceae; Suessiales; Symbiodiniaceae.
AUGGAGCACCGAAAAGCCCUCCUGCCGCUGCUCGGCGUCUGCGCUUGGAGCCUCCAGGGUUGCGAUGUGAGCUGCAGGUUUGGGGAGGAGCUGCGCUGCUACAGCGAUGGGCUCGUUGCUGCCAAGGUAGAGUGUGACAAGCUGGGCCAGCAGAACAGAACCACGCUGAAAGACUCCUAUGAGAAAGGCUACGAGGAUGGUUUCCAAGAGGCUCUCCUGCACUUCAAGGGACACACGUACACCUGGCUCGAGUGGAUCCGUGAUGUGCUGAUCGACCUCAUCGCCAUCAUCACGGCAUUGCUUUUGAUUGGCUUCACGGUUGGGCACUUCAAGACGCAACAUGAGCCCGAGACGUUUGCCACGACCUCGAAUCGUGGGAAGCUGGCCAUGCGAAGGAGCAUCAUUGGUUUGCAGCACAUCGGCGUGCUGAAGGGCGCUGAAGCCUGCCACAACGAACAGCAAGCG